This is a messenger RNA of Macrobrachium nipponense, 312 nucleotides long. RefSeq lists its product as uncharacterized. The transcript has a single exon. Lineage: Eukaryota; Metazoa; Arthropoda; Malacostraca; Decapoda; Palaemonidae. Bases 1 to 312 code for a protein of 103 amino acids. The record is from RefSeq and is a predicted model, not a curated record.
AUGGAGAUGUGUUCAAGGGAGAAGAUGUUGCCGGAAAAGUAUGUCAGAAUUAUUCAGGAGAUGUACAGGAAUGUGUAUACUAGAGUGAGAAGCAGUGUUGGAGAAAAGGAUGGAUUUGAGAUAGGAGUUGGAUUACACCAGGGGUCGGCACUUAGCCCAUUCAUCUUCAACAUUGUGAUUGAUGUAAUGUCCAAGGAUGUUAGAGAAGCAGUGCCAUGGUGCAUAUUAUAUGCAGAUGACAUUGUGUUGUGUUCAGAGGGGAGGGAGGAGUUGGAGGAGAGGUUGGAGAGGUGGAGAGCAGCACUUGAGUAG